AUGGCUCAGGGCGAAUCGGCGAGGGUGCAAGAGGCACAGAAGGCGGCCAAGUCAGAUCCCCGAAAGGCAGAGCAGCUCUACAAGGACAUCAUCUCCAAGCCCCCUUCCGCAACCUCCGAUGCUGCGGUGAAGGAGUACGAGACGGCGUUGAUUAGCUUGGGAGAGCUGUACCGGGAUGAGAAGAACACGCAGGAGCUUGUCGACCUUGUCACAAAAAGCCGAACAGUGCUUUCGUCAUUCGCCAAGGCGAAGACAGCAAAGCUUGUCCGCUCGCUCCUCGACCUCUUCGAGAACAUUGAGGGCAGCACCGAUAUUCAGAUUGCCGUUACGAAAUCAUGUAUAGAAUGGGCCACCUCCGAGCGCCGCAGCUUCCUGCGCCAGAAUCUCGAGACCCGCCUGGUCACCCUCCUCAUGCAGAAGCAGGCCUACUACGACGCCCUCACACUCAUCAACGGCCUCCUCCGCGAGCUCAAGCGCCUAGACGACAAGCUUGUCCUGGUUGAGGUACAGCUCCUCGAGUCGCGCGUCUACCAUGCUCUCGGCAACAUCCCCAAGGCCCGUGCCGCCCUCACCAGUGCCCGUACGAGCGCCGCCUCCGUCUACACCCCUCCCCUUCUCCAGGCCCACCUCGACAUGCAGAGCGGUAUGCUCCACGCCGAAGACAAGGACUUCAACACGGCCUUCUCCUACUUUAUCGAGGCCCUCGAUGGCUACCACAGCCAAGACGAGCACACAAAGGCUACCGCCGCCCUGCAGUACAUGCUGCUCUGCAAGAUCAUGCUCAACCUCGUUGACGACGUCAACAACCUGAUGACAUCCAAGCAGGCCCAGAAGUACGCUAGCAAGAACCUCGAGGCUAUGAAGGCUAUUGCCAGAGCGCACUCAAACCGUUCUCUCGAGGAGUACGAGCAGGCUCUGCAGUCCUACCGCGAGCAGCUUGGCAGCGACGCCUUCAUCCGCAACCACCUGCGCCGGCUCUACGACGCAAUGCUGGAGCAAAACCUUAUCAAGGUGAUUGAGCCAUUCUCUCGCGUUGAGAUCAACCACAUCGCCAAGAUGGUCGGCCUCGACACGCAACAGGUCGAGCGCAAGCUCUCCCAGAUGAUUCUCGACAAGGUCAUCAUUGGUGUUCUGGACCAGGGUGCGGGAUGCCUCAUCAUUUACGACGAGACGGAGCGCGACAGCGCAUACGACCAUGCUCUUGCUACGAUUGAGAAGCUGAGCAGCGUGGUGGACGUCCUUUACACCAACCAGGCCUCGAUGCUCGAGUAA
Colletotrichum aenigma is the source of this 1272-nucleotide messenger RNA. RefSeq names its product putative 26S proteasome regulatory subunit rpn6 (gene rpn6). Gene Ontology annotation, biological process: ubiquitin-dependent protein catabolic process. Gene Ontology annotation, molecular function: protein binding; structural molecule activity. Bases 1 to 1272 code for a protein of 423 amino acids. Gene Ontology annotation, cellular component: proteasome regulatory particle, lid subcomplex. The transcript has 3 exons. NCBI's taxonomy places the organism in Eukaryota, Fungi, Ascomycota, Sordariomycetes, Glomerellales, Glomerellaceae. The record is from RefSeq and is a predicted model, not a curated record.